Orbicella faveolata is the source of this 778-nucleotide messenger RNA. RefSeq lists its product as uncharacterized. Gene Ontology annotation, biological process: extrinsic apoptotic signaling pathway. NCBI's taxonomy places the organism in Eukaryota, Metazoa, Cnidaria, Anthozoa, Scleractinia, Merulinidae. The record is from RefSeq and is a predicted model, not a curated record. Gene Ontology annotation, molecular function: CD27 receptor binding.
CGGCGAUCGUGUUUUGUAGUGCAUGUUGUGUUUGUGGAACUGUGUUUCGCCGUUUUUACUCGUUCAAAUGGAACCGAUUUUCGAAUGCAGAACACCUCCAGCGUCCCCAGAGCUAAGCCGUCUUGUAACAAAGCGCCGUUGCCCAUUUGGAGAGUCCCCACAGCCGCAGAAGCUCCCAGCAACUGAAAGUGUCAUGGCGCGCAAUGAUGGAAUUUACGCAGUUGAUCACAGUUCUAGUGGUUGUGCAUUUCAAAUGCUUAUGAACAGUCAAAGAAGCCAAACAGAUGUUGCCCAAUCUCCUGCUUUACCAACAACAACUAUCACUUUAUCUCUAUGCUGGGUUUGUCAUCAACAAAAGGAAUCUAUGCCAUGUGCAUUUUGUGAGCACAAUGUGUGUGAGAUGUGCGUGCGACAGUGUGACAAGUGCUUUGGAGUGUUCUGUGCGUUCUGUUCAACAAUCAACUAUGACAAUCAUGAAGAUCGUCCGUUAUGUCUAACUUGUCACCAUGAAGAGUUGCGACAACAAAGAAACAGAGCAGUUCAAACAGGUCCCAUGCAGCAGCAGUCAAUGACGUGGAAUGGACAAAGGGGACUUGAGGGGUACAGGCCACUUACAACCUAGGGGCAAAUGAACGUGAGUGAAUCUAGGAAAACACCAUCCUGUUCCCACUUACCUUUUGGGUUAAACCAUCAGAAAUGUACAUUUGAACAGAGAGACACAAAUGGUUGAUUUUGGUUGUCAUCAAAGAGGAUUGCAAUAAACUCUCUCAAAGACUGA